AUGUCAGGAAGAGGUAUUAAGUGGGCAAGAGUUUAUUCAUUGGUCGAUAGUAUGACUCGUGAAACACCUGAAGAUGUCAAUGAUGCAGGAGCAAAAGAUAUUCUAGAGGUUUUAAACCUUAUUAAAGGAGGAGAAGAGAAGAUAUCGGAAGUCGAGCUUAAGCUGGAUGAAAUGGAAAAGAAAAUGGACUCUCUAUUAGUUCAGUUAGAAGGUUUGCACAAGGAUAACGAUGGUUUGGCGAAGGAAUCUGGCCAGAAGUAG
Molecule: messenger RNA, 261 nt
Organism: Saccharomyces eubayanus
Lineage: Eukaryota; Fungi; Ascomycota; Saccharomycetes; Saccharomycetales; Saccharomycetaceae
Gene: CMI7
Product: Cmi7p
Exons: 1
Coding region: 1-261 (86 amino acids)
Source: RefSeq, a predicted model, not a curated record